CUGCCUAUUCACAUUGUUCUUUUAUGAGCUGCGAAACAGUGUAACCAUCUAGUAAGCCGUGUUUGCCAUAGUUUGGAAGAUUUGAAUCUCCCACAUAAUACAAUUUGAUAUUAUUUUGAGUUACUUAUUUAGGAAUGGCUAUUAAUUUCAACAACAUAUGCCGCCUUUGUUUGGUACAACAUGAUUUUUUAUUACCUCUGUUCGAUCAAGAUACAGCAACUCUUCCAGCGAGGAUUAUGACGCUGGCACCAAAUAUAAAGGUAUGUGCUGGUGAUGGUCUCCCAGCACAGGUGUGUCAACACUGUAUGCGUCAGAUAGAUACAUCAUAUAAUUUCAAGUUGCAGUGUGAAAAUUCUGAUUUAGCACUGCGGCAGUAUGUGAAUAAUAAGCAGUCCAUUAUGCAUUCAGAUCAGGAAACACUUGAAGAAAGUCCAAAUUUGUCAGGUGCAGAUGUCAGUGCUGAAGUGUCAGUAAAGGUAGAAGUCAAAGAAUUACCUGGUGAAAUAUGUACUGUGCAGCAUGCUGUGAAACGCUGUUUGAAACGCACUACUUUCAAACAAAGAAUUAUUGAUAAGAAACAAUCUUGUAAAAGCAUUACUAACCACUCGGUUACAGUUGCUCAAGGUUCGGUUUCUGAUAAUAGCCAACAGUUAAUUGAAGAAAGCCAAUUUUGUGAUGGAAUGGGUCACAAAGAACAAAUUAAAUGCCACAGUGCCAAGAAGAAAUAUAUUUGUCAGGACUGUGGAAAAAGCUUCCCACAGAAGAGUAACCUAAUAGCCCAUACAAGAACACACACUGGUGAAAAACCGUUUUCGUGUAUCAAAUGCGGGAAAUGCUUUGGGCGAAGAAGUACGUUACAGGAUCAUAUUAAAACCCAUACGGGAGAGAAACCAUAUCUGUGCGAAGAAUGUGGUAAACAUUUCGCCAGGAGUAGCCACCUCAAAGUUCACUUAAAAGUUCAUUCUGGAGAAAGGCCAUUCUUUUGUAAUGUAUGUGGAAAAAGUUUUGCUCAUGGAUGCCAUCUUAAAGAUCAUUUGAUUACACACUCUGGAGAUAAACCAUUUUGCUGCACAGAGUGUGGAAAGUGUUUCACAAGUAGUAGCAUUUUUAAAAGACACUUAAUGAGACAUUCGGGAGAAAAGCCAUUUGGCUGUAAUGAAUGUGGGAAACGUUUUAGUGGUAGUAGUGAUCUGUAUAUUCAUACUAGGACACACACUGGAGACAAGCGCUAUUGCUGCACAGAGUGUGGGAAAAGAUUUCUUCUAGGCUGUCACUUGAAGGAUCAUAUGAAGAUACAUUCAGGAGAAAAACCAUUUUCUUGUGUAGAAUGUGGAAAAUGUUUUGCACGUAAACAAGUUCUCAAUAAACACUGCAAAUCUCACCGUUCUUUAAGAGUACAGUUUUGUGGGUAUGUUUGUAAAAAGAUGUCACUAAAUUUUAGUUGCAUAUGUCGGCUUUGCAUGAAACAAAAUGGUCCAUUAAUGCGUAUUUUCAGCGAAGAGAAUGGAGGGCCAGUACCUACUAUCCCUGCAAAAAUAAAGAGCUUUGCUCCAACUCUUAAGCUGUAUGCUGGUGAUGGUCUGCCAGAUCAGAUCUGUCAGCAGUGUGCAUGCCAAGUAGAUACAACAUACAAAUUCAAACUUCAAUGUGAAAGUUCGGAUGCUACAUUACGGCAGUCCCUCAUCAAUCAGACAAUUCAGCAUUCAGCUCAUGAAAUAUUCUUUACUGUUUUGGAUGUGGGAUGUGGUAAUGACUCCAGGAAUAAUUCCACAAUAAAGCGUGAAGUAAAAGAAGAAAUAAUUACAGAUGAAAAUCACAUUCAAUCGGAGAACAAUCAAGAGCAAAGGGUAGGUAAUGAUGCAUUCAGAGGAAAUAAUGAUGACUCAUGGACAAACUUUCAAAUUGAACCAUCGUCCAGUAAACUGGUUGUGAAAAAUAAAGUUCCAAAAAAUAAUAAUUUUAGUCCAUCAAGAAGAAUAAUUGUAAAAAACCAUAAAAAGCAAGAUGUUUCCCGAACAUUUAAUGUGAAAGCUCAUAAAAUGGUAGAGAAAGGAUAUAAUUCCUUAGCUUCAGAAGCCAGUGUCAAAUCAGGAAGUGAGGAGGCAUUUUAUGCACUUGAACAGGAAACACUAUCUGCUGAGUGUGUUAAAGAUGGUGGUGAUGAUGAUGAUGAUGAUGAUGAUGAUGAUGAGGAUGUAGAUAAUGAAUUCAGUGUUAAAGUUCAAAUGAGAGUAAAGAAACCAUAUAUAAAAUUAUUUCAUUGUCAUGACUGUGGUAAAAACUUUGCAAAGAAAACACAAUUGGUCUUGCACAUGAGUGCACACACUGGUGCAAAACCAUAUAUAUGCAGUCAAUGUGGAAGGACUUUUGCAAGUAGAAUUAACUUGAAAAAACACCUGUUUACACAUACAGGAGAAAAACCAUAUCUUUGCACAAGAUGUGGUAUAAGUUUUGGUCGUAUAGACACAUUAACAAAACAUAUGAGAUCACAUACUGGUGAGAAACCUUUCCACUGUUCUGUAUGUGGAAAUAAUUUUGCACGUCGUAGUACCUUUACAAACCACAUGAGAACACAUUCUGGAGAGAAACCAUACUUGUGUACUGAGUGUGGUUGGCGAUGUGUACAGAGCUAUGAUUUGAAGAAGCACAUGAGGUGCCAUACAGGAGAAAAACCAUUUCGAUGUACAGUUUGUAGAAUGAGUUUUGGUCAAAGGAACAGUCUUACGAAACAUAUGAGGUGCCACAUAGGAGAAGUGCCUAUAACUCUGGAAUGUGAAAAAGAAAUGCACUACCAAUGUCAAAUUUAGUGUAUUUUGUUUCUGUAAAAAUGUAUUAAAAUAACUGAACAUAACAGCUAAGUGGUUAGCACUUCUGCUGCUUACUCAGGAUGUCCUGAGUUCAAAUCUAAGCCCAGAGACUGGCAAUCCUGGCUGAGGUUUUCCUGUCCCCAGGCAACUGAUGGGAAAGUAAGUUCCUUUGAAGAAGCCAUGACCACUUUCUCCCAUAUCCUUUCUAGUUCAUUAAUCAUGCUGUUAUUUAAUGCUCUGUAGACACUGUUCCUGAGCAUAAUACAAUAACCAUAAAUAAAUAGAAUAUGAAUGAUUAACAAGUUCAUGAGACAAUUUCUGAAAAAAGUUGGUAAUAAUUUUAAAAGAAUAAAGUAGGGUGAAAUAGAAUGGAACUAAAGAACUGAAAGCCCCUUUUAUUCCAACAGUCAUAUCUCAAAUAACUGUUAAUACAAUGAGCAACGAUCAGCAAAGCUAUUAGCCUAAGUGACUUUCAUAUUUAAAAUGCAUGAAAAUAUGCAAUAUAAUUCCUGAAAACAAUUUACCCAGGUAGGUAUCAGCAACUGUAUUCAUGUGUGCACUGAACAAUGUAUGACACAUUCUUAAGACUAAAGUAUUGUUCCAGGACAGUCUGCAAAAUAACAUAAGUUGUCAUGUUUGCUUUAUCCUAUGCUACACAUCACUCUAGGAUAAACAUAAUUUAGUCAGAUUCGGCAACUUCCUUAUAUAGAGUUACAAUACGUGUGUGUGCCUAUUGAAGUAUCCUACUCAGUGUGUCUGCAGUUGGGAAAACUUCUUUUCUGUCUUCCUGAGAUAAAUUUCUCAUACACAAGUUAUAGGAGCAGAUGACUUCAAAAGCUCGAGCAGAUUUUCUUUCAUUAAAUUUUUGUUUUCAUUACCAUUUACCGUAAGAAACUUUAUGUGGUCAAUUUUAAAUGGUUUUGACAUGGUGUGUUACACUCGGGAUUACUAACUAACCUCCUGGACUUGUCCAUUGUCAGGCACUAAAAGAACUCAACGUUUUGGAAACUGGAUCAGUUUCCAUCCUCAGGUGAAUAGGGAAGGGACACCUAUUCAGUUGGGUACAUUAGAAAGAGCUAACUUCAGUCGUGGGGUCAGCAGUGGCCGGGCGGUCUGAGGAGUGGGCCUUGUGCCGCUUGGUCGCUGGGACUGUGGGUUCGAAUCCCACUCAAGCCAUGGAUAUUUGUCCGCAUUUUCCUAAGUACCAAUCCGUAAUUCGCCCUGUUUAAAUAACUAUACAUUACAGUCAAAUAUACUCACAUGGAACUAAUGUUAUUUGCAAUUUCGUGUGACUGUAAAAACCUGUUUUUCACUCUACUGCAAAAACAGUUCGAUGGUGUUUGACAAAAAAGUGUUGAGAAAAUAUGUGGACAUCACGAAGAAGAAGUAACAAAAGCCCAAAAGAAAUUACAUACUAUGGACCAUUUUCAUCAAAAUUACGUUUGACCCCUAAAUUUCAAUAAUGACCUGAGACAAAUAGCGUUUUGAGGUUUUGGAUACCGGUAGUUGCCGAAAUGUGUUGCCCGUUAGGCGAUAAAUGUUAUUAUUUAACUGUGUAAAGCUGUUAUAGUUGCAAUAAAACUACUUUUUUGUGUGUGUGACAAACUAA
Messenger RNA from Zootermopsis nevadensis, 4416 nucleotides. The record is from RefSeq and is a predicted model, not a curated record. Lineage: Eukaryota; Metazoa; Arthropoda; Insecta; Blattodea; Termopsidae.